This is a messenger RNA of Prunus avium (sweet cherry), 1327 nucleotides long. RefSeq names its product methyl-CPG-binding domain 11 (gene MBD11). Lineage: Eukaryota; Viridiplantae; Streptophyta; Magnoliopsida; Rosales; Rosaceae. The record is from RefSeq and is a predicted model, not a curated record. Gene Ontology annotation, molecular function: DNA binding.
CAAACAGCACAAGCGCGAGCCUUUGAGAGAGAGGGAGAGUUUUAGAGAGAGAGAGAGAGAGAGCUUGGGGUUGGGGUGUUUUGGCUGUGUGUGUGUGAAUUCUCUGCGGGUUGCAGUUGCAGACAUGGAUAGCAAAGUGGAUGAGGUUUCUGUAGAGCUCUCAGCUCCUCCUGCUUGGAAGAAGAAGUUUUUCCCCAAGAAGGGAGGUACACCAAGGAAAAAUGAGAUCGUUUUCAUUUCUCCAACAGGGGAGGAGAUUAAUAAUAGAAAACAAUUGGAGCAGUACUUAAAAUCACACCCUGGUAACCCUGCAAUAUCAGAGUUUGAUUGGAGCACUGGUGAAACCCCUAGGAGAUCAGCAAGGAUCAGUGAAAAGGUCAAGGUGGCUCCGGCACCAGAGAGUGAGCCUCCCAAAAAAAGAGGCCGAAAAUCAUCAGGUUCAAAGGACAACAAAGUGGAAGCUGCUGGUGGAGAAGUUGAUGGUACGAAUGAAAUUCAAAUGAAAGAUGCAGAGGUAGCUGAGAAGAGAGAUGCAGAAGCUGAGAAAGAGAAAGAUGUGGAAGCAGAGAAAGAAAAAGAUGCCGACGUUGAGAAUGAUGAUAAGAAAACUCAAGGCGAGGAGAAAAAUGAAGAGAAAAAUGUUGUAACAGAGGAUAAAGCUGCUACUGAGGUAACUAAAAACAACAAAGAAGAGUUGCCACAAGCAGGGGAAGAACAAGCAAAUGGAACUAGCGGCAAAAAACAGGAUGACACAGCUGCUGUGACUGUGGAAGAAAAUGGGGCUGCGGAGAAAGAGAAUGUGGAUGCAGCAGCACCUCAUACGGAGGAAGAGAUCAAAGGGAAUAACGAUGGAGCAGAGAACAGUGGAAAAUGCAAUGCUGAAGCUGACGAGAAAAUCAAGACCAAGGAUGGGAAGGUUGUUGAAAAUGGCAAGGCUGAGCAAGUGGUGCAAGCUGAUGCCCCACAAAAUCUACAGACCCCUCCAUUGAGCAGCUGAACGUAUCUACCACCUUUCUAGUGAGCUGUUGAAUGUGCUGUACUACCAUUUAUCGCACUUAGGAUUCUGUGACAUCCAUUUAACCCUUUUUUUUUUUUGCCCUCCCUUGUUACAGUAACUCCGGGAGUUAAGGAUGAUAUAAUGUUAAUGUUGUUAAUGUUAGAAUUUAAUUGUAUGUAGGGAACCAACCAGUCCGGUAGAAGAAUAGGUCUUGUAGUUUCUGCAGCUAUAGUUAUGCAGUAGCUUAGAUUGUAGAAUGUAAGAGAUCCUUACUGGGCCGGCUGCUUUUUAUUUGUUGUAGAUGGUCAUCAAGUGCGCUUUGUUUGUAAA